This is a messenger RNA of Nematocida minor, 468 nucleotides long. RefSeq lists its product as uncharacterized. Lineage: Eukaryota; Fungi; Microsporidia. The record is from RefSeq and is a predicted model, not a curated record. The transcript has a single exon. The coding region runs from base 1 to 468 and encodes 155 amino acids.
AUGGACUCAGCUGUUUCACAAAAUGCAGCGGAGAAUAUGAAUGCUACAACGAAAAAGAUGCUAAUUGAAAAAAAGAAAAGUGCCAUAAUGAACUGUCUUCUCUCUAUACAAGAAAGCGCAUGGGGAGAUAAUGUGUUUUUGGAGAGCGUGCGCGAGUGGCUCUGUCUUGCCGAGUCACUGGAUGCAAACUCUGAUGAAAAUAGGAGCGAAUGCGAGGUGCUUUGUGUGUGGAAGUAUUUGGUAGAGAUGCUCAAGUCAAUUACCUUGUACAGCCCAGAAGAGCUGGCAAAAGCAGGCAAAAACAUAAAAGAAAUCAUAAAAGCCAUGAAUAGUAUCCCAACACACGCAGCAGGAGUGUUUUAUUUGAGCAGCAUAAUACAAGUCAACAAGGAAUCUCCCUUCAGAGGAGAAUUCAACCAUCUUAUAUCAGAGCACAUGAAACUGUACAGGACUUUAUUAGUUGCAUAG